AUGUAUCUACUAGAUGGAAUUCAAUAUAUAAUAUGAUUCAAAAAGCUUUAAUUUUAAGAAAUGCUUUAAAUCUAGUUAUAUUAUUUAAUCAUGAACUUAAUAAAGAUAUACUUACAGAUGAAGAUUGGAAUAAUUUAAAACAAAUAGCAAAGUUUUUUAAAUUAUUUAAAGAAGUAAUAAUUAUAAUGUAUGAAUUUACUUAUCCUACAAUUUUUACUGUAAUUCCUUUAUAUAAUCUUCUUAUUGAUCAUAUAGAUGAUAAUAUUGAUAAUAUAAAUACAUUACCUUUAAUUAAAUUAGCUACUGAAAAAU
Messenger RNA from Funneliformis mosseae, 312 nucleotides. Lineage: Eukaryota; Fungi; Glomeromycota; Glomeromycetes; Glomerales; Glomeraceae. The record is from the annotation of a GenBank genome assembly.